This is a messenger RNA of Fusarium musae, 555 nucleotides long. RefSeq lists its product as uncharacterized. The transcript has a single exon. NCBI's taxonomy places the organism in Eukaryota, Fungi, Ascomycota, Sordariomycetes, Hypocreales, Nectriaceae. The coding region runs from base 1 to 555 and encodes 184 amino acids. The record is from RefSeq and is a predicted model, not a curated record.
AUGACCAUCACCUUCGAAGCGAUCGUUACCGGCCCAGAAGCCCCGUUGCCGAACAGCGCCACCAGAAUGAGCCACCACCUCAAAACAGGCAGGGGGAUGGGACUGCCGCCAGGCGCCUUCACCCAUCUCAACAAGCAACGACAAGUUUCCGGGCAAUUCAUGGAAGCUGACGAUGCUCCGGCACAAGUCAGCAUUGGCGAAAGGGACAUCAAAGAUCGUCUUCACGAAGCUUUGUACAAAAGAGCGACAAGACUCGACCGCCUCAGAGGGUUGAUUGUUGCCUGGGUAGACCACGGGUUCUGCAUCAUCAUUCCCAGAAAACACAAUGGCCGCCUUGUCGUUCGUUACCCUGCCCUCUCGGACCCUUUUACAGAAGCACAUGCGACAGCUCGAUCACUCGCUUCGGGGAAGCCAACAUCCAAGAUACUGGGCACCGCCGUUUGCUCUACACACUUCACCAUCCCUAUCAAUCACAGAGUCGUCACCUGGACCCAGAUGAUCUUGAACCUGCUGGUUGCGAUGGACGAACUUUGCGAUCCCGAGGAUGGAUCAUAA